Messenger RNA from Rhineura floridana, 784 nucleotides. RefSeq names its product serotriflin-like. NCBI's taxonomy places the organism in Eukaryota, Metazoa, Chordata, Lepidosauria, Squamata, Rhineuridae. The coding region runs from base 1 to 723 and encodes 240 amino acids. The transcript is spliced from 7 exons. Gene Ontology annotation, cellular component: extracellular region. The record is from RefSeq and is a predicted model, not a curated record.
AUGCUCCUUCCAAUUGUACUCCUGUCCUUGGCUGCUCUCCUGCAACAGUCUCUAGGACAGGGUAAGUCACCCAUUGUGAACGAUGUCCCUCUAGAGAAACAGAAGGAAAUCCUUCAUACAAUGAAUAACAUCAGGAAGCAGGUGGAUCCAACUGCUACCAACAUGCUGAAAAUGAAAUGGAACAAGAAAGCUGCUGCAAAUGCAAAAAAAUAUGCUGCAAAAUGUCAGUUUAGAAGCAGCCCCAUAGAGGAGCGAAAGGUGGAUGGUAUUGCCUGCGGUGAAACACUGUCACAGUCAGUGACUGCCAAUGGCUGGCCAGUUGUUAUAGCAUCAUGGGCUAGCACAAAGUCCAGUUUCAUGUAUGGCGUUGGGCCAACUGAUCCAAAGAAAAGCAUUUAUAGCUAUACUCAGCUCAUUUGGUAUAAGUCACAUGAAGUUGGAUGCGCUCUUGCCUACUGCCCAGAGAAUACCUUUAGUUUCUUCUACCUGUGCCAUUACUGCCCUGGUGGGAACAUUCAAGACACAAUAGCAACACCCUACAAAAAAGGCUCGACAUGUGGAGAUUGCCCUGCAAACUGUGAGGAUAAACUGUGCACCAAUCCAUGCAAGUAUGCCGAUCUGUAUAGUGAAUGUGAUAACAUGAAACAAUCAUUCACGUGUAAUCUGAAAAUCAUGCAUGAGUACUGCAAAGCUUCUUGUAAAUGUUCAACAGAAAUUAUUUAACAUAUAUACAAAUCAGCACCACAAGAUUCAUCUUCAGAGGAUGGUUCUUCAUUGAAAAGAA